This is a messenger RNA of Metarhizium album ARSEF 1941, 1620 nucleotides long. RefSeq names its product cutinase G-box binding protein. Gene Ontology annotation, biological process: regulation of transcription by RNA polymerase II. The coding region runs from base 1 to 1620 and encodes 539 amino acids. NCBI's taxonomy places the organism in Eukaryota, Fungi, Ascomycota, Sordariomycetes, Hypocreales, Clavicipitaceae. Gene Ontology annotation, cellular component: chromatin. The transcript is spliced from 2 exons. Gene Ontology annotation, molecular function: DNA-binding transcription factor activity, RNA polymerase II-specific; RNA polymerase II cis-regulatory region sequence-specific DNA binding. The record is from RefSeq and is a predicted model, not a curated record.
AUGGGCUCAACCAUGAUGCCUCAAGCAGCUCAACAAAAUAUUGUCUUCAGCAACACCAACUUUGCUCAGCAAAAGUUGGGCUGGUACCAAGCAGUGGCUCCCGCAUCUCCUGUCUGCUCUAGACCCGGCUCAUCUUGCUCCCAGCCGCCAACCCUCUUCAGCAACGGUCCGGCCGUCUUGACCCCCACGGGAUCGCAUCCACCAAACGGCGGCUUCAAACCCUCCAUCAUGUUGGACUCGGAAUUUGGUGAAAACUCGUACUUUCCCUCGACACCUCCGCUGUCCACCUCUGGCAGUGCCGUUGGCAGUCCCAAGAGCUGUGAUGUUCUCCAGACGCCAUUGAACCCAAUGUUCUCUGGCCUAGACGGUUUCGUCACUGAAAAGUCUGGAUUUGAUUCAAUCGAGAGCUCAAUCCUAGAUUGGGCCAGUUGUGACUCACCUCCCAUGACACCUGUUUUCGUUCAGUCUCAGCCGUCCAGGGUUCCCUCGCUUAGCAGCACCACAAGCGACCUGUCAAACAUUUCAUGCCCAUCUCUGUCGCCAUCACCUGCACCAUAUGCCAGAUCCGUCUCCUCUGAAAACGACGUCGACUUUUGCGAUCCUCGCAACCUGACAGUCUCUGCUACUUCCCAUUCAAGUCUCAUCCCAGAAUUCACCCUCAGCUGUCUUGGUGAGGAGGAGGGGAGUUCUCCGGAGCAGAGUGCUUUUAACGCAUCUGUCUCCCAACCCGCAUUUGACUUUAGCCCCUCCAUUACCAGUGGCUUGCCAGCUUUUGGGGAGCUCUCCGACUUCGAUUCUGAGGACGAUCUGUGCAAUUUGGUCAAAUCGGGUGAAGUGUCCAGACCCCGCGCAUGCACCGGCUCGUCCGUUCUUUCCUUGGGUCACGGCAGCUUCAUCGGCGAAGAGGACUUGAGCUUCGACGGGGAAGAUAGGUUGCACUUCCCGUCUCCUACCCCACCUUCGAGCGUGGAAUCUGUCGACAGCCACAAGGACAAGCGCCAGAAGAAGAACAAAAGCAACAAGAAGGAGCGCCGAGGUGUGCAGGCAGUCAUGAACACGGCUGCCUCUGCUGCUGCUGCUGCUGCUGCUGCUGAUGACCAGGCUGCUGAAGUUGAGCAGUCAGACCAGACCUCUCCAGUGCCUUCCGAGUCUCAUUCCUCAGCAGAAGCCGAUACCCCAUCUGCUUCACUGCCAGCUCCCACCAACCGACGCGGUCGCAAGCAAUCGCUGACGGAGGAUCCCUCCAAGACAUUCGUCUGUGAGUUGUGCAACCGAAGAUUCCGUCGUCAAGAACACUUGAAGCGUCACUAUCGAUCCCUGCACACGCAGGAGAAGCCAUUCGAAUGCCAUGAAUGCGGCAAGAAAUUCUCUCGAAGCGACAACCUGGCUCAACACUCCCGCACUCAUGCCAGCGGCGGCGCCAUUGUCAUGAACCUCAUCGACAAUGCUGAAACCUCCGCAUAUGAUGCCGGCAUGGUCGCUCCCCCGUCAGUAGAUGACUAUGCCAACUACGGCAAGGUCCUCUUUCAGGUCGCUUCUGAGGUUCCUGGGAGCGCAAGUGAGCUAUCAUCCGAAGAGGCUAGCGACAGUGGCAAGAAGAAGCGAAAGCGUUCGGAUUAA